GCGGAAAUGACGUUUUAAGAUCAUAAAGAGUACCAUUUUGCGAAGAUUAACAGUAGAGGCUUUUUUUCAUGACAAGCAGGUCAAGCGAAAAAGCUAGCUGACCCAUGCCAUGGUUUUUUGGAUGCAGCAGCAGGCGAGAGAUGGGGGGAGAGAAAAAGAAAGGGAAUAUGCAUUUGAGCCUCGUUUCGUUUCGCGGCUCAUUUCAUUUUUGUUUUCAGCUCUAGCGCAAGUCAUCCGUCGGACCCCAGGUUGCUACUCUUCUAUUUAUGGUGGCAGGGAAUCUAUUGCUUUCUGUUCUGCCACCUUCCUCAGCUAUCCCUGUCAACUUCAUCUCCUCUCUCUCUUCCCUUCCACUCCUUCCUCUCCGGUUGAUCUAUGACAACUUCCAUUAGUUCAGACCUCAGGGAGAUGCAUCUCCACUGAUGGGCUCUGAAGGAGAGGAGAUGGGCCAGAAGGAGAAAGAAGAGGGGAUAUGGAAGAGACCCUUCUCCCCCUCCUCUGCUCUUUGUCGGUUCUUCACACGGCUGCUCCCACCGCUGCUGCUGUGUGUAAUCUUACCUCCCCGCUUCCCUUAGAACGCAAACGCAAGGUGAUUAGUGUGAAGUGAUUGUGUUUGCUUCUUGAGGACUAGAAUUUCUUGUGAACCAUCAACCGGUGAGCGAGUAUGAAGAGGUCGCUCAGUUACUCGGAUCAUCCGUCGAUGCCCGCUGGAGACGAGCGGGGCAUGUUCCAGUCGUUCAUGGACGGGCUGGAGGACGACGACGGCGUGGAGCAGGAGGAGAUGUGCAACGGCGGGGAGCGGGGGUCAAAGAAGCGCCGGCUGAGCGUAGAGCAGGUGAGAGCGCUGGAGAAGAACUUUGAGGUGGACAACAAAUUGGAGCCGGAGCGGAAGGUGAGGCUGGCGCAGGAGCUCGGGCUCCAGCCCCGGCAGGUCGCCGUCUGGUUCCAGAACCGCCGCGCCCGGUGGAAAACCAAGCAGCUGGAGCACGACUACGCCGCCCUCAAGGCCAGCUACGACGCGCUCCGCCUCGACUACGACGCCCUCCGCCGUGACAACGAGUCCUUGAUUGCAGAGAUCAAGGAGCUGAAGACCAAGUUGACCGCCUCCGACAAGGAGGAAGCGAUGACCUCCAAGGCCGAGGAAAAGGCCGCGGCCCCGGAGGAGCCGCUGGCCAAGGACGGGUCUUCGGACAGCGACUCGAGCGCCGUCCUGCUGAACGACCAGGACAGCCCCCGAGGGCGGUCGUCGUCGGCGUCGGUCUCCAACAUCCUGCCAGCGGCAGGCAUCGGACAUGGAAACUCCUCGUCCUUCCCGGAUUCUCCGCCACCUCUGCUGAACCUGGACUCGAGGACGAUGAAAACAGUUGGAGGACUUGAUCAUCAGAACCAUGCCAUGAAGACGGAAGAGCUUCUUGGCGGGGACGAGCCAUGCGGCAGUAGCUUCUUCUCUUACGACCAAACUCCAUUCCCCAAUUGGUACUACUGGACCUGAGGUGGCGACGACGGUGGACGGGGAUGAUAAUAAGAUUGAAAUGGUGGGAGUCUAAUGGAAAAAUGUUUGUAUAUAGAACAUGUAUGCAGGUUUCCUAAUGUUCUACCGAAGAAAGAGGGAGGGAGGCGACUGUUAGAACCCAAAAGAAGAGAAGAGUUUGAUCUAUUUCUAUCUGAAUAAAAAUUAAGCGAGCAAUCUUUUACUUUCUAA
Molecule: messenger RNA, 1702 nt
Organism: Musa acuminata AAA Group (dessert banana)
Lineage: Eukaryota; Viridiplantae; Streptophyta; Magnoliopsida; Zingiberales; Musaceae
Product: homeobox-leucine zipper protein HOX4
Exons: 3
Coding region: 665-1492 (275 amino acids)
Biological process (GO): positive regulation of DNA-templated transcription
Cellular component (GO): nucleus
Molecular function (GO): sequence-specific DNA binding; DNA-binding transcription factor activity, RNA polymerase II-specific
Source: RefSeq, a predicted model, not a curated record